Molecule: messenger RNA, 1050 nt
Organism: Radiomyces spectabilis
Lineage: Eukaryota; Fungi; Mucoromycota; Mucoromycetes; Mucorales; Radiomycetaceae
Exons: 2
Coding region: 1-1050 (349 amino acids)
Biological process (GO): regulation of DNA-templated transcription
Molecular function (GO): protein binding; sequence-specific DNA binding
Source: RefSeq, a predicted model, not a curated record
AUGGCGCAGACAAAUAACUAUCCUUUUUACCUUCCAGACGACUCCCAUCACCCUUCACCUGGCCAUCAGGCCCCGUCGUCCUCGUCCUUCAUGUUCAACGGACCAUCCCAUCAAGAUGGCACAUCCCAAGAUGGACCGGAUCUAUCACUGCAGCCGGCUGGCAAAGAACCGUUGUACAUGUCAUAUGAUUUUUUAACCGAUUAUGGCCUGGACACCGACGCCACCGCCACCGCCACCGGGGCCAACGGGCCCAUCCUGCCACCCACCAUCGAUAGCAAUGCACCCUGCUCGGAGACCCCAGCGAGGACAGGCAUGGAUUUCCGACGACGCAAGAAUUGGCCCGAUCGUAUCUUGACCGAAAUCACCGGUUUUAUGCAUGUCCUGUCAUCCGUAGGCAAAGUGCUCUACUGUUCCGAAUCCACUUUUGAAUCCACCGGCUAUCGACCGCACGAAUUGCUUGGGCAAGCCUUUACAGACUUUCUUCACGUCGAUGAUCUCGACGUUUUCAUACGAGACUUUAACAUGGCAUUCCAUUCCAAGGAUCCAAUACGAACGUAUUUUCGUUUCCGAAAGAGCGACGGCUCUUUUGUCAUCUUUGAAGUCCUCGGUCAAGUAAAAACCGGCGGUUCCAGCGUAUCGACCGAUGCCUUUUUUGCCAUGGCUCAACCAAUUCCCAGUCGCAACGGUUCUCUCGUGGACGCAUUUCUGGAAUUGAAGCUAGAAAACCAAUGGUUGAAAGCAAGGAUAAAUGAUUCAAUGCAGCAAUACUAUGGCAAUGCUAACGGGAACCCCUUGUCAGAAACCAACACCUCUGAUUCUUUGCCCGGUAGCUAUGCGCAUUAUUCCACCGCCGAUAUGAGCGAUGGGUCUGCUCUUAACUCUGAGGAAAAGCCCGCCAACUCCACCACCAACGCUUUUAUGCCAGACUUGAAUAUCAAUGACGCACCGGUACAACGCUUUAAUUCAAGCAAGAAAUAUUACAUCUGCGCCGACUGUGGUAUCACGUCGUCUCCUGAGUGGCGUAAAGGGCCCCAAGGACCGAAAACGUGA